AAACAGAGAAACAAAGCUUCAGCUUUGCCAGCCGAAGAAUUCUCUAAAGAAAAGAAAUUUAAAUAAGGAAAAUGUGUAGCACUUGCCGGAAUUAUUUGAAGCAGCGCAACAGACAGAAAAAGCCGCGAUUCAAUGCAAAGCGCAGUCAUCCCAAUUGGCAGCUGCCACGGAUGCCGAUAUCCGAGCUGAAGUUCAAAUUGACUCUGGCUUCAUUCUUCGAGCGCUUUUGGCGUCUGCCCGAGCUGGCCUAUGUGGUAAUGCAGCCCGUACGCUAUGUGCGCAAGUUGCUCCAGGAGAUGGCUGACUAUAGGCGAGAACCGCCCCAUCGCGGCUAUUGGGCCUUCAAGCCAGAGUUCUGCAUGAUGCUGUACUUACCCACGCAAUAAAGGCGGCGUAAUAAAAAACAAAUCUCGAAUGGAAUGCUGAACAUAAUUUAACCAAAUAGCAAUAACCAAAAGCAACGCCAAAAUCAGCUGCAGGCACAACAACAGCAAAAACAACAACAGCAGCAACAACAAUAACAACAGCAGCAACAACAUUCGUGAGAGGUGAGGGGAGUGCUCAUAAAA
Drosophila hydei is the source of this 569-nucleotide messenger RNA. RefSeq lists its product as uncharacterized. Bases 72 to 386 code for a protein of 104 amino acids. The transcript has 2 exons. Lineage: Eukaryota; Metazoa; Arthropoda; Insecta; Diptera; Drosophilidae. The record is from RefSeq and is a predicted model, not a curated record.